Messenger RNA from Vicia villosa (hairy vetch), 1595 nucleotides. RefSeq names its product RNA-binding protein L-like. Gene Ontology annotation, molecular function: mRNA binding. Lineage: Eukaryota; Viridiplantae; Streptophyta; Magnoliopsida; Fabales; Fabaceae. The transcript has 6 exons. The coding region runs from base 128 to 1336 and encodes 402 amino acids. Gene Ontology annotation, cellular component: cytosol. The record is from RefSeq and is a predicted model, not a curated record.
UAUUCUAGGGUUAGGGUUUGAGGAUUCUUUAAAUACACAACAAGACACGAAAUUUGCUCUCUCUUUCUCUCUCUUCGCACAGUCGCUUCCUCUUUCUCUCUCUAGAAUUUCAGAUUCGGUGAGAAAGAUGAUGCAGCCUGGACAUGGUAUGGCUCCUCCAAGCUUAGGACAACAGCCACCGCAGCAGUACCAGCAGCCGCCACCACAGCAACCGUACGUCAUGAUGCAACCUCAAGCGCCGCAAGCCUUGUGGGCCCAAUCUGGCCAGCCUGCUCAGCAGCCUGCCAGCGCCGAUGAGGUCCGUACUCUCUGGAUCGGCGAUUUACAGUACUGGAUGGACGAAAACUACCUCUACACCUGCUUCGGUAACACCGGCGAGGUGACAUCUGUGAAAGUGAUUAGGAAUAAGCAAACUAGUCAAUCGGAGGGUUAUGGUUUUAUUGAGUUUAAUACCCGUGCUAAUGCUGAGAGAGUGCUUCAGACAUACAAUGGAACCAUUAUGCCAAAUGGUGGCCAGAGCUUUAGAUUGAAUUGGGCUACUUUCAGUGCUGGGGAGAGGUCAUCUAGGCAGGAGGAAGGUCCUGAUCAUACGAUUUUUGUUGGAGAUUUGGCUGCGGAUGUUAGUGAUUACCUUCUUCAGGAGACUUUUAGGGCUCGUUUUAACUCUGUCAAGGGGGCGAAAGUUGUGAUUGAUAGACUUACUGGUAGGUCUAAGGGUUAUGGUUUUGUGAGAUUUGCUGAUGAGGGUGAACAGAUGAGGGCUAUGACUGAGAUGCAAGGGGUUCUUUGUUCGACAAGGCCAAUGAGGAUUGGACCAGCCACUAAUAAGAACCCGGCUGCCACCACUCAGCCUAAAGCCUCAUAUCAGAACCCUCCUCUAGGUGGACAAAGCGAGAAUGAUCCUAAUAAUACAACUAUUUUUGUUGGCAAUUUAGAUCCUAAUGUCACCGAUGAUCAUCUGAGGCAAGUAUUCAGCCAAUAUGGUGAACUAGUUCAUGUGAAGAUUCCAUCAGGCAAGCGAUGUGGGUUUGUCCAAUUUUCCGACAGGAGCUGUGCAGAAGAAGCAAUACGAGUUCUAAACGGAACUCUAUUGGGUGGACAAAAUGUGCGUCUUUCAUGGGGUCGUACUCCCUCAAACAAACAGACUCCACAAGAUCCAAACCAGUGGGGUGCUGCUGCAGGUGGUGGAUACUAUGGUUAUCCUCAGGGUGGUUAUGAAAAUUAUGGUUAUGCUGCUGCUCCUGCUGGACAAGAUCCCAAUGUGUAUGGAAGUUAUCCGGGUUAUGCUGGUUACCAACAUCCCCAGCAGCAACAACAGCAAAUGGGAUAUAGCUAAGAUCUCACUGCAAUAUAUAUGUCCAUUGUGACUGUACUGUUCUGAUGGAGUUGCUUUUUCCCUUGUGGAAUAACUUACCUCUCCCCCCUUUGAUUGCUAGAAACAUUUAAAAUUUUCAAAACUGGCUCUUGUAUCCCUUUAAAUAUGCUUGCUGAUUUCUUUUUGGUGUUUAGAUUUGAUUACAUUGGCUAUCUGUUGUCUGUUAAAUUAUUUCAUGUUUGCUGAUCAUAUUGAUUUUUAGGUCGGCCUUGGUUUCUUA